AUGGAUUUAGGUCCUAAAAAUGCUGAAAAACAAUAUGAAAGUGGCAGAAAAAUUCAAAAAAUUGUCGAAGAAGAGGAAGAAGAACGAGAUCUUUUCGAGAUCAACAUAGAGGUAGUGAAUAAAAUCCCUCCUCCACAAUAUUACUGGGAUAGAUAUUUUACUACCACAAGUGACACACUUCUGGCCAACUGUUUGUUGCCCAUUUCCGAUGUGUCGAGGGCGAUUCCGAUGGCCGUGAAAGCAUUCGAUGAAGUGCAAUGGCCCGGUGCGGCUGAGUCCAUGCCUAGAAAACUCAUGGAGGGUUGUGCCUUUGUGUCGCAGUGCAGGCAAAUGAAAGCAUAA
Molecule: messenger RNA, 342 nt
Organism: Fraxinus pennsylvanica
Lineage: Eukaryota; Viridiplantae; Streptophyta; Magnoliopsida; Lamiales; Oleaceae
Source: the annotation of a GenBank genome assembly